UGUCCCGCUGCACCGGCUGCGACGGCGCAGCUGUGGAAGUAGGGGGAAGAGAGCGGUGCUGGGAGAGAGGGCCACGCGUAUCUCGGCCUGGUAGUGCGGUGGUGGGGCUCGGGAGGUGAAGGUCAACUCUGCACCUCACGUGUGUGUGGGGUGACUGGACGCGCUGUCUGGGGAUGAGAAACCUAGCGGUCCCAUUGGACCUGGUCGCCAUAAUAACCGGCGGAGCCUCGGGCUUAGGCCUGGCCACAGCAGAGCGACUGGUGAGGCAGGGGGCCAGCGCUGUGCUUCUGGACAUGCCCAACUCGGAUGGGGAGGCCCAGGCCAAGAAGUUAGGGAAGAGCUGCGUUUUCACCCCAGCUGAUGUGACCUCAGAGAAGGACGUGCAAGCAGCCCUGACUCUAGCAAAAGAAAAAUUUGGCCGAGUGGAUGUAGCAGUCAAUUGUGCAGGCGUUGCAGUGGCCAUCAAGACAUACAACUCAAAGAAGAGCCAGGCUCAUACGUUGGAGGACUUCCAGCGAGUUCUCAAUGUGAAUCUCAUAGGCACCUUCAAUGUGAUCCGUCUUGUGGCUGGUGAGAUGGGACAGAAUGAACCAGACCAGGGAGGCCAACGUGGGGUCAUCAUCAACACUGCCAGCGUGGCUGCCUUUGAGGGCCAGGUUGGACAAGCUGCAUACUCUGCUUCCAAGGGGGGCAUAGUGGGCAUGACACUGCCCAUUGCUCGGGAUCUGGCUCCCAUGGGCAUCCGGGUGAUGACCAUUGCUCCAGGCUUAUUUGGCACCCCGCUGCUGAACACCCUCCCAGAGAAAGUGCGCAACUUCCUGGCCAGCCAGGUGCCCUUCCCCAGACGACUGGGCGACCCUGCUGAGUAUGCUCAUCUGGUACAGGCCAUCAUUGAGAACCCGUUCAUCAAUGGAGAGGUCAUCCGGCUGGAUGGGGCCAUCCGCAUGCAGCCUUGAAGGGAGAAGGCAGGGAAAACGCAUACUCCUCCAUCCUUCCUUCUGCUGGCAUAUUGUCCUCCGGCUUGGGAGGAAGCCCAGUAGCCAUCCUGUAACUGCCUACUAGUCACCCGCUGUGCCUAAUAAAGUCUCUAUUUCUCA
Molecule: messenger RNA, 1097 nt
Organism: Rhinolophus ferrumequinum (greater horseshoe bat)
Lineage: Eukaryota; Metazoa; Chordata; Mammalia; Chiroptera; Rhinolophidae
Gene: HSD17B10
Product: hydroxysteroid 17-beta dehydrogenase 10
Exons: 6
Coding region: 174-956 (260 amino acids)
Biological process (GO): androgen metabolic process; estrogen metabolic process; fatty acid metabolic process
Cellular component (GO): mitochondrion
Molecular function (GO): estradiol 17-beta-dehydrogenase [NAD(P)+] activity
Source: RefSeq, a predicted model, not a curated record